UUUGAGUUGAACAUGAAGCAAAAAGAUGAGUUGAAUUGGCAAUUACCCAGCUCCGCUUUUUAUGCCAAUCUUAAAUUUAAAUUUAACCGAAUUCAUGGUCAGUGGUUUCCACUUCAUCACUGCAUUACAUGGCCUGGAAUAUAUGCCUGAAAUGAAAAACAUUUUAAUUGUCUCUUUUUGAUCGAUUCAAUGCUAACACAAAUCAAUUGAUGAAUUAAUUACGUCGAGGGAUGUCUGAAAAAUGAGACCAACUAGUUCAUGGCCAAGGGACUCGGUGAAUUUUGGCGCGAGCAAUUUUUUCGCUUCUAUCACAUCAUAAAAUUCUUUGAAACAAACAUCGAAUUAUCUGCGUAGUUUUGAGAUUCGAUCAAUGAUCAUCACCGCAGACUAACAAGUGUUGAAAGUCCCUAAUAUGCUAUUCAUUUCCCAUUGUUAUAGCCAACCAUCCCGAAAAACAAUUAUGAAUUGAAACGAAAGUCUCAACAUGGAACUACUUCUAUUUCAAAGAAACCGAAAACACUAAAAGGGAUCGACGACAUAUGUGACGACGUAAUCGAUUUGAUUCUGUGUCGUUUGGAACUAAAAGAGUUGGCAAACAUUUCCGACACCAACAAACGGCUUUGAAAUAUUGCUGGAUCAGUAUUUUCUCGAAAAUAUGGAAAUCAUUUAAUAUCAAUUGAACGCAUUCCGAAGAAGACCAUUAACCCAGGAUUGUUUAAACGUGUACCGCUCCUUCCGAUUAUUCAUAGGUACAAACAAAUCGUUAGGAUUGAAGAUGCCAAAGUUUGGUUUAAGUUAGUACAUAAAUGUAUUCGCCUCUUUUAUACAGAUCAUCCAGCAUAUAUUCGCCUCCUACGUACAAUUGGACCGAGUUUUCCUUUUUAUACUCCAAAUUGUAAUGGAAGCAGCGGACUGUCCAUCGUUCUCAUUGAAUAAGCCAUUGAUAAUUGAAUAGCAUAGUACCGUCUGAAAAUCCAAAUUGUGAAGAAAUAAAAUGCGUCUCUGCAAUUGAUUUCUUUGCUGACAUUCAAUCUGGGUGUGUUCCCAUUAUUCAUCGAAAUAAUUGUUGUCCAUAUGAAGUGAAAUGCCCAAAUUCUAAAAAAGACGCCAUUGAUCUGAGUUCAAGCUCAAAAGAAGAAAAGGAGGAAAAGGAAGACUCUGUCUGCAAAUUCGGCGAUUUAACUUUGAAACGUAAUGAAAGUCUCGUUCCAGAUAACCAAAAUAGUUAUGUAGUCGAAUGCACCUGCAAAAUGCCACCCAUUUUGACAUGCAUCGGAUAUGAAAAAAUUUAACCAAUACGAAGAAAUGAAAUGCUUAUAUGAUAUCAUACACAUACGGAACGAACAGUAUCAAAUCGUGCAGCUCUUUAGAAAAAAUAGAAUGUUCAAAGUUUAUUCGUUAAGUAUGCCUGUUGAGUAUUUUCGUUUCGGUUUUUGAAUAAAGAGACAUCAUUUGGUCCACAAAAGAUUAGUAUGGUUUUUAAAUAAAAUUUUGAACUCACUUCCCAAAGGCUAUGGAAUGUGGUUAAAUUUCAUUGGUUCCAGCAUGGUAAAUACCAUUGAAAAAAGACAAAUAAUACACAAAAUUAUUCCCAAUUAAGCCAUCAAUGUUGCAUUCAAAUUGAGGAAUUCUUUUCGUCGCUUCUUUUUUAGCACACCUUCGGCACUGGUACUAUUCAUCGUUGGCCACACCGUCUGGUUUAUUUGUGGAUGUUAUAGUUCGUAUUUAUAGCGUCAUGUGUUUGUAUCGCAUGGAACAUAGAAUUUGACAUCGUUAAGCAUUCAUAUACAGAAUUUUACAUACCUAAGUACCAACUGAGCUGUUCUGGAGCUGCAGUUACAUCUUCUUCUUCUUUUUCUUCACAACGUCUUAAAUUAAGAAAGCAUUUAACACAACUGCCCAACCCAAAGGCAAAAGGAAAAGAAAAUAAAGACAAUGACGAUGACGAUGUCUGCAUGAACAUAUUUAUGUAUAUAUGCCAUUUUUGUAUUCUCGUUUGCAGAUGCCUGGUGGCCGAUCGAAUGCGAACAUUUAUCUAUUGGUUUUUAGUUACUCUCUUGAAAACAAUGGCAUUAGUAUUAGCAAUUCAUUAAACCACGUGUAAACACAGCGCUAAAACAAAAAUUAUUAUCAUUAGAAGGUUCUGGAGAUUUUUGGAAGGACCUAUCUCUGGAACGCUUUGGAUACAAAGUGUUUCAUUUUUAGUUGUGAUUCUGCAUAUCAGCUGUGAGGAAACUGUGGCCAAGCUCAAGCUCAAAUUUGCCAAACAUACAAAUGUUCGAGCCGAAUGACAAAAAUUAUUGAAUUUGAAGUAUAUAGGUUUUGUUCCAAAGCGUUGCAUCUAUAGACUGGACGACAUAGGAUUUUUAGUGUUUUUCAUAGAAUAAAAAAAACGUUUGAAUUAAUCAAUUUUGAAAAAUUUUAAAAACGAGGAGCUGCUGCUUCAACAUGCUGGCCGGUACUUCGCUUUUCGACAUUCGAAGGAGACAAAUUGAUACGCUGAAAUUUUUCAAUAACUAUGUGACCGAAGUGAAAACGAACGAGGAAUAUUCCGUGGGUUUUCAAUCGGACGAUCGACAAAUGCUGCUAAAUGUGUAUCUCGGAGUAAAUUUCCCAAAUGAUAAGCCGAAAAUUGUGGUCACCCCAAAAAUACAGCACGAAUGGAUACCAGAUCCAGCGAAUGGCGAAGUGCAGACCGCCCCAGGUCUACGAAAUUUCUCAUUGCAUUCCGAUCUUGGACGUGUUGUCCAAGCGAUAAUUCGUGAGUUUGAAAAAUUCCCGCCACCUCUGUGGCCAAAUUCCAGCGCAGGAAGUGUUCAACCAAAGCCAGCUCAACCGCAUUUACCCGAACUGAACAAAUCCUCCAUUACAGAAUUGUGUAAUUUAUCGUUUGAAGACGAUAUUCAAGAAAACACAUUGGAUGACAACAAUGAACAGACUACGUUCAAGUCCCACAACACAGGAGUUGUAGAUAGAAACGUUUUCGGUUUGAAUUUAAAUGCGUAGUUUUGAGAUUCGAUCAAUGAUCAUCACCGUAGACCAACAAGUGUGAAAGUCCCUAAUAUGCUAUUCAUUUCCCAUUGUUAUAGCCAACCAUCCCAAUAAACAAUUAUGAAUUGAAACGAAAAUCUCAACAUGAAACUACUUCUAUUUCAAAGAAACCGAAAACACUAAAAGGGAUCGACGACAUAUGUGACGACGUAAUUGAUUUGAUUUUGUGUCGUUUGGAACUUAAAGAGUUGGCAAACAUUUCCGACACCAACAAACGGCUUCGAAAUAUUGCUGGAUCAGUAUUCUCCCGAAAAUAUGGAAAUCAUUUAAUAUCAAUUGAACACAUUCCGAAGAUGACCAUUAACCCAGGAUUGUUCAAAAGUGUACCGCUCCUUCCGAUUAUUCAUAGGUACAAACAAAUCGUUAGGAUUGAAGAUGCCAAAGUUUGGUUUAAGUUACUGCGAAAUUUCGGAGAGUACAUCAAAUGUAUUCGCCUCCUUUAUUUAGAUCAUCCGGCAUAUAUUCGCCUCCUACGUACAUUUGGACCGAGUUUUCCUUUUUGCACUUCAAACUGGAAACGCGUUUUAGAAUAUGUUUCCGAAUAUUGUGCUGAUUCAGUGGAGGUAAUGGAAGUAGCGGGCUGUCCAUUGUUCUCAUUGAAUAAGCCAUUGAUAAGAAUUCAGAAAUUCAUCAUUCAUAAGUGCGACGACAUGGGAUCAUUGGAAUUGAAUCAAAAUCUAUGUGCAAUGCAUUUAUCAUGUUGGACAAAGACAAUCGAAAAACACCUACCAAAAUUGACAAAUGCUAAGUUGCAAUUGACUAGUGAAAGUACAGUGAAUUCUUUUUUUUCUUUUUUGCGCAUGAACCGACAAAUCAAAAAGUUAACAUUGGGCAUUCAAACACCUGAUCAUAAUUACAACGAUCUAAUAUAUUCGUCGAUCGAUGAAAAUUUAACGCAACUGAAAAAAUUGACAUUAUUCAUAGGAUCUAUGCGUGAAAGAGAUCCGAUGAAACCAAUUCCAAUUAAUCGUCGGUUCAAAACAAUUGAUCAAUUUGCCCUCAUGGGAAAUUCUUGUGCCCGAUUGGAAUUAUUUGAGUUUAAUGAUCUCAGGAAAUUAACAUUAGGAAGAGUUUAUAGCAUGGAGGAUUCAUUUAACUUCAUAUUGCGACAUAAAAAUUUGAAAAUAUUAAAAUUACACAAUUUUUACAAUUGUAAAGACGAUCCAAAUUUCCGAACAAUGCUAGAAGAAUUACGUGACUUGGUGAAAGUCACCAUUAUACCUGCUUUGAAAAAAGAAUCAGCAAUGUGGAAGUCAGCCUUCGGAAUGAAAUGGGAAUGUAUGGAAUACGAAAAUUAUGUUGAACAUAAAGUUGUUUUGAAAUUUUUCAAAAAAGUUUAAAAAUGGUACAAUCUCAUUACUAUGUUAUAUCACUUAAUUUCUGUGAAUUUUUUCUCGAUCUACUCAAUUCUUACACAAAAUAAUUUUAUAUAAAUGUUCAACUCAGUUAAUAUUUUAUGAUAUCGAAAGAGACAAUGCAAAAAACAAGACUAUUAUUUCGAAUAGGAAUAGAAAGUCACAAUUUGAUUUCGAUUCAUUGUUCAAUAAAUCGUUUGCAUGAUAAGAAGAUGCAUUUCUAAAAUUAAGAAAAAGUAAUCAUUGUAUAAAAAAAGAACGGUCGAAAUGUUCGAAAAUGAACUUCUUGGACGAUACAAUUUAAAUAAAAUCUCUUUAGUUUGUAGACACUAUA
Messenger RNA from Sitodiplosis mosellana (orange wheat blossom midge), 4740 nucleotides. RefSeq names its product vacuolar protein sorting-associated protein 37A-like. The record is from RefSeq and is a predicted model, not a curated record. The transcript is spliced from 4 exons. Bases 2449 to 3006 code for a protein of 185 amino acids. Lineage: Eukaryota; Metazoa; Arthropoda; Insecta; Diptera; Cecidomyiidae.